AAAUGUUUUUUUUUUUCAGAGAAACAUGCCCGCAGAGACAAGCAGCAAGGGAAGCCCAGGCUCUGAACAGAGAGAGCUAGAGGAUCUGCAGACGCUAACCUCCAUCGCGCAAGGGAUAAACGAACUCAAAGCCAGGAGCUUCAACUUCGCGCAUGAAUCUCAUCUUCUACCAAGAGCAAAGACGUCGCGACCCUUUACGGAGGAAGGUGAAGGGUCUGCUCGCUUUACGGGGUGUCGAACGUCAAUCAUCAUGGGUGAUUUCAGACAGCUUAUUUGCGAGAACAACUUGGUAAAAGGCCAAUCCGUGCACCUGUUUCUGCAUCAGAACGACGAUCCAAUUUACUUCCAAAAAUUUAUAGACUCGAAAGGGAAAUGAUACAAGCGUUGUGGUGGGAAAGAUGGUACAAGGCAUAAAGGUCCAGAAGACCGAUUUACGUUUAAUGAUCACAGUAACUUAUCGAACUUGCCAAUAAACUAAAACAAAAAGGAACA
This is a messenger RNA of Varroa destructor (honeybee mite), 492 nucleotides long. RefSeq lists its product as uncharacterized. Lineage: Eukaryota; Metazoa; Arthropoda; Arachnida; Mesostigmata; Varroidae. The record is from RefSeq and is a predicted model, not a curated record.